CUGAUCCGAGGACAUUCACUGCCAAAACAGACUUUCAGGAGAACGAGACUCAAAUGCCCGAGACAGAUUCACCCUACAAGAUGAGUGAUGCUACAGAUGUGUCCUCCACCGCUCUGAUGGUCACCAGAACUCCUCGUGCACCUCAGAACUUCACCCAGAAUAGAGCUGACAUGACAGAGACCACCUCAGAUGUUAUGGAGCAGACCCACAACCCUCUGACUCCUCAGACAGAGUUUACUAUCUCCACGACAGACGCAGAGCCUUCGGGUUCUUCUGACUUUCAUACAGGACCGUCUGAAACUCACAGCACUGAUGCAGAUCCUACACUGACCAAGAGUUCAACCAGUAGUGUCCCAGUGUCAAACACAGACGAGGAGUGGACAAAUGCCACGACCAGAAGCCCAGAGAUCAUCAAAGAUGUUCAGACCUUGUUGCCAUUUAAAACAAGAACGAGCCGAGCCAUUACUGAAGAUCUUCCCAGUACAGAUACUAGAGCUACUCCCAAUACAGCCACUGGUUCUGCUGAAACUAGAGCGCAUGCAACAAGCAGCCCUGCAGCCCUGUACACAUCUACAGCUGCCCCGGACACAUCAACAACAUACACAACUACUGUGGCUCCAGCCACAACUGUAGGAACCACCAGCACCAUCCCCAGUACUGCUGCUCUGAGCACAGGGACCUCACCUCCACCAUCUACUGCCACUCCGACCACGGCUUCCACAGCACAGCUUGUAACGACGGAGGCGGUCAGGUGUCUGGUGAACAUGACUGCAGCAAGUAUUCAUAUGGAUUAUUGUGUGUUGAAUUUCACAACACCUGGCAAAUCCUGCAGCUUCGUCAUGACUGAUGCUUCUCACUUCACAAGGUGUUCUGAAGACAUGAAGCGUCCAAGCCAUUACACAUGCACGAUGAUUGGUUUGACUCCCGGCGCUACCUAUUGGUUUGGAAUCAUGUCUGAGACAGAUGCUGCACACUUAAACGUUACAGUUCAAACCACUCCUGCUCCCGUCACAUCACUGACUCUCCAGAGCAACGGCAGUCAGGACGCUCUCAAAGCCGCCUGGAUUCCUGCGGUCGGACGCGUGGAGUCCUACCAGCUCUCUCUGUCUCCCUCCAUCUCUUCACAACAGGACCUUAUUCUGCCUCCAAACACUACUCAGUGGGUUUUUAGCGGCUUGACACCUGGAAAAGAUUAUCAAGUGUUGGUGAAGACGAAGAGUGGAGAACUAACAGCUGAGACCAGGACAAACAGGGAGAACAGACUGAGAUGUGUCUUUGUGAGUUCUUGUUGUGUCUGCUGCUCAUCAGCUCCAGGAUGGGCAGCUCAUCUCCGGCUGGAGGCCCUUGAUGAGAGGACCCUGCGGCUGUCCUGGUCUGCUCCUGCUGGCGACUGGGAUUUCUACCGUGUGCUGCUGUUCAACGGCUCGUCUGUGCUGAUGAACCGGACGGUGGACAGGAGUCUGGUGGAGUUCAACUUCACAGGACGGGACUCUGAUUCCAGGCCGUGCUUGUCCGUCACGCACCGAGACCUCGCUGAGCGCUGGUGUGGAGCCAUCCCAGUCGGAGAGUGGGACAACUACACCGUCCUGCUGAAGGACGGAGACGUCACUGUGGACACACAGACAUUAUCCCGUGGUGUGCAGGAAUGCAGUUUUAAUAAGCUGAUGCCUGGACACACCUAUAUGAUCACCGUGACGACCAAUAGUGGAGAUCGGAGUAGUUCGGCCCACGUCUCAGGGAGAACCGUCCCUGCACAGGUCACCCAGCGGGUCAGUAAUCAGGGCAGCACAGACGCUCUGCAGGUGAGCUGGGACGGCGGCGCGGCCGGUGAGGUGGAUCUGUACCGUUUGCUCCUCAUCCACAACAGCGUGGUAAUGAAGAACGAGAGUGUGCCGCCCAAUGUCACCUCCUACCACUUCCAGGGCCUGAGAUCUGGCGCUCUGUACAGGACAGUGCUGACCACAGUGCACAGGGGCGAUCUCUCGCGCCAGACGGUGGCUGAUGGGCGCACAGUUCCAGCCGCAGUGAGAGACGUGACGGUGAGCAACAAUGGCCGCAUGGACUUCCUGAGUGUGUCCUGGAGAGCAGCUGAGGGAGACGUGGACAGUUACUUGGUCACUCUGAGAGAUCAGGAGAGAACCAUUCACACUCUCACUGUGUCCAGGCUCACUACCGAGUGUGUCUUUAAGUCUCUGGUGUCUGGACGCCUCUACAACAUCUCCAUCAGCACCCGCAGUGGAGAGUAUGAGAAGCACACCGUGGUUCAGGAGCGCACACAACCUGCCACAGCGUUGAACCCUACAGCCACACACAUGGCUCGUGACGACCGUCUGAAGGUGUACUGGCGCCACGCGGCUGGAGACUUUGACCACUAUCAUGUCUCCAUCAAGCACAACAACAUCUUCCAGCAGAACAAGACGGUGCCCAAGACUCAGAAUAGGGUGUUCAGUGGGCUGGUGCCAGGCCGACUCUACACUGUGAUCGUCAGCACAUGGAGCGGGAAAUAUGAGUCCAGCGUCUCAACUCACGGAAGGACAUUGCCAGCAGGAGUGCAGAACCUGACGCUGGCUGACAGCGGCACAGAGGACCUGCUGGUGACGUGGGUUUCUGCCCCCGGAGAUGUGGAUCAUUAUGAGGUUCAGCUGCUCUUUAAUGACAUGAAGGUGUUUCCUCCGAUCACACUAAACAGCAGCACCAACAGAUACCUGCUCUCUUCACUCACUCCUGGAAGACUUUAUAAAAUUGUGGUGUCCACCUUUAGUGGGCCAAAUCUAAGUGUGCAGUUUAUCAAAGGCAGAACAGUUCCCAGUAAAGUGAAGAACAUUCUUAUCAGUAAUGCCGGUCAGAGCAGCAGUCUUAGAGUGAACUGGACGCCGGGACAGGGUGAUGUGGACCACUAUGCUGUGUCACUGUCCCAGACGGCGCGGCAGGCUGAGGAGAGAUCAAUCCCUAAACAUGUGCAUGAGAUCAGUUUCCAGGGUCUACUGCCAGGGCAACAGUACAUGAUAACUGUUACAUCAGUCUGUGGAUCUCUGAUCAAUAACAGCACAGCAACAGGACGAACAGUGCCGUCCUCCGUGAGCGCUCUACAAGUGGAGGACCAGCGCAGCACAUCCAGUCUGCUGGUGUCAUGGCAGGCAGGUCGAGGGGUGUAUGACGGCUAUCAGCUGCAGCUGCUGGAUGAGCGAGGGUCUCUGGUGGCUAACAGCUCUCAGACUGCAGAAGCCAGCCAGCAGUACUUCAGACAGCUCACUCCAGGAAAAAAAUAUCGUGUUGUGAUGCAAACCACCAGCGGAGGAAUCAGCAGCAAAGCUGUCAUUGCUGAGGGCAGAACCUAUCCAGCGAUUGUUAAUAACCUGUCCGUCAUAAGCAACACAACCACAAGCCUGUCGUUCCGCUGGGAUCUGCCAGAUGGGGAGUUUGAUGGAUUUGAUGUUUUUCUGUAUACUGGAGAUGAAAGCUUGCAAGAUCAGAAAACAGGAAUGAUGAACAUGCAGGACUGUUCUUUCCAGAACCUUCAACCUGGGACUCAGUACAAGGUGGUGGUUCUGACCCGCAGUGGGGAUCAGACCAAUGACACGUCCAUCUGGGCCCGGACAGUUCCUGCAGCUGUGACGUUCUUGUGUGCCGACAAUAGAAGAAGCUCUGAGAGUCUGUGGUUGAGCUGGAAACAGGCCGGGGGUGAAGUGAGCAGCUAUACCCUCCUGAUUUACAACCCUGAUGGGACUCAACAAGAGGAGCAGAGCUUGGGCCCGGAGAGCAGAAGCUACACGUUUCAAAGGCUGGUGGCUGGACGACUUUACCAGGCUGUGGUCCUUACACACAGUGGAGAUCAGACCAACAUGGCAACCACUACCGGCAGGACGGACCCUAGGCCACCUAUCUCGUUCUCAUUUGGAGAAAUCAAUAACACUUCACUGGAGAUCACCUGGAGCGGUCCAGAAAACACUGAUUAUGAUGACUUUGACCUUCAGUGGAGCCCCAGGGACCAUCUGUCUGUGUUCAACCCCUACCACAGCCCCACAUCUGGAAACCGUAUUCUGAAAGGCAUGUACCCUGGCCGUCAGUACAACAUCAGCCUGCGUACAGUCAGCGGCGCCGGAACCAGCAACCCUACCUACAGCUCUCCGGUCCACAGGAGCAUCAGGACAAAGCCGGAGCGUGUCCAGAGUCUGCACUGCCGUCCUCAGAACUCUACAGCCAUUUCCUGUUCCUGGAGUCCCCCCAAAGCUGACUUUGACUCGUACACCAUCGAGUGCUUGAGAAAGGGCUCUCAGAGAAUGGUGUACUCACAGCGCACAGUCAAAGAGAACACCGUCUAUCUGAUCAAAGAUCUAGAGCCUCAUAAGCAGUACAUUGUCUCUGUCAAAGUCAUCUCUGACAGCAUGACCAGUGAGGCAGUCAUGGAGAAUGUGGUCACAAUGAUAGACCGUCCACCUCUGCCCUCAAUUCGCAUUGAUGAGAAUACAGUUAAGGUUACCAAGUCAACCAUAUUCUUCCAGUUCAACUGCAGCUGGUUCAGUGAUAUCAACGGUGCUGUGAAACACUUCACCAUCAUCGUAACUGAAUCUGAUGACAGUGAAAACCAGCAGCCGUACCAGCAUCAUCCUCUUCCCUCAUACCUGGACUACAGAUCCAACAGCUCGGUCAAAGCUUAUCAGACCAGUUACUUCUCCAGCCACUGUGAUGAGAGCCAGAACACAGUGCAGGAGUUUGAGAUUCACCUGGGGUCGGGCAUGGAGCAUCUGGGAGGACGAUGUGACCCGAAACCAUCGGCUGACGCAUCUCAACACCAGGCCAUCUUCUGUGAUGGGCCACUGAAACCCAAGACAGCAUACAGACUCAGUGUACGAGCGUUUACCAAACUCAACGAGGAUCUCCCUGCACUCUAUACUGAUACAUACCUGUCCGAGCCCAUCAUGACAGACGCAGAGCCAUUGAGUGGGGUUAUCGCAGGGGUCAGCGCUGGACUCUUCCUCAUCGCCACCAUGGUGGGUUUAAUUGUUCUGCUGAUCUGCAGACAGAAAGUCCACAAAAUGAGUGCACAAGAGCCUGUGGUCAGAAUGAGUUUGAGGAGAGAAAGACAACCCUCGGGAAGUCACGUCCUUGUUAGAGGGAACCGUCGUGUCUCAAGUCCCAUCAGCAUCACACAUUUUGAGUCACAUUUAGCUAAACUUCGAGCAGACUCCAACUACCUCCUUUCUGAGGAAUAUGAGGACCUGAAGGAUGUUGGUCAUAACCAACCUCAAGACGCAGCGUUAUUGCCUGAAAACAGAGGCAAAAAUCGCUACAACAAUAUACUGCCUUAUGAUUCUACACGGGUGAAGCUGUCCUAUGUUGAUGAUGACUCCUGCUCAGAUUAUAUUAAUGCCAGCUAUAUUCCUGGUAAUAACUUCAGACGGGAGUAUAUAGCGACUCAGGGUCCUUUGCCCGGCACUAAAGAUGAUUUCUGGAAGAUGGUCUGGGAGCAGAAUGUGCACAACCUAGUUAUGGUGACACAAUGUGUUGAGAAAGGAAGGGUGAAGUGUGACCAUUACUGGCCAUUUGAUCAGGAGCCGCUGUACUAUGGGGAUCUGGUCGUCCAGAUGCAGUCUGAGUCCGUGCUGCCCGAGUGGACCAUCCGAGAAUUCAAGAUCUGUAAUGAGGAACAGCUGAGCUAUUCCCGAAUCGUGCGUCAGUUUCAUUACACUGUGUGGCCGGAUCACGGCGUUCCAGAGAUCACACAAUCGCUCAUUCAGUUUGUGCGGACUGUGAGAGACUAUAUCAACCGGACACCCUUCUCUGGAGCCACUGUAGUGCACUGCAGUGCUGGAGUGGGGCGCACCGGAACCUUUAUCGCUCUUGACAGAGUCCUUCAGCAGCUGGACACUAGAGACACGGUGGACAUCUACAGUGCUGUGUUCGAUCUGAGGCUUCAUCGCACACACAUGGUGCAGACGGAGUGCCAGUACUCGUACCUCUAUCAGUGCGUGCGAGACGUUCUCCGUGCGAGAAAACUGCGUAGUGAACAGGAGAACCUCUUGUAUCCCAUCUAUGAAAACAUGCAUCUGGAUUACCACAGAGAUGUGGUCUACUCCAAACGCUGAUGUGCAGGUGGAUAAAAAGAGACCAAACACUUUGAUGUCAAACACAUGUAAAAAUUUAUUUGAAAAUGAAUUUAAGGUAAUAUGCUAUGUGUAUGUCUAGAUGUAACAGAAUUAUAUCAUGUACAUAUAUUAUUCAAUAUUAAUUCAGAGUUUAUGUUAAUUCUUGCAUAAUGGAAUGUGCAUCACUAAUUAAAUGUUGUAGUUUAUUUUAUAUAAAUAAAAAUAUUACAAAACAAAA
Cyprinus carpio (common carp) is the source of this 6324-nucleotide messenger RNA. RefSeq names its product receptor-type tyrosine-protein phosphatase beta-like. NCBI's taxonomy places the organism in Eukaryota, Metazoa, Chordata, Actinopteri, Cypriniformes, Cyprinidae. The record is from RefSeq and is a predicted model, not a curated record. Gene Ontology annotation, biological process: protein dephosphorylation. Gene Ontology annotation, molecular function: protein binding; protein tyrosine phosphatase activity.